Molecule: messenger RNA, 8757 nt
Organism: Anopheles arabiensis
Lineage: Eukaryota; Metazoa; Arthropoda; Insecta; Diptera; Culicidae
Gene: Ac13E
Product: adenylate cyclase type 9
Exons: 6
Coding region: 1831-6870 (1679 amino acids)
Biological process (GO): cyclic nucleotide biosynthetic process; intracellular signal transduction; adenylate cyclase-activating G protein-coupled receptor signaling pathway
Molecular function (GO): adenylate cyclase activity
Source: RefSeq, a predicted model, not a curated record
UUGUUUUGCUUGCCAGGCCUGUGCCGCCAGGCCUUUGCCUUCACCUGAAUUUGCACCAGAUCCUUCACUCAACCAUUCCGUGGGCAGUGUAAAUCAGUGUUUGCCGUGCUCAAUCUACAAUCAAACAAGGUGUUGGGCCGUUGUUUGCCGAAAAGAAAGAAGGAACGACAAAAAAAAACGGGAACACAGGCGAGCAAACCCUCACAAGCCUCCAAAUCUCGGCCCGAUGGCUGUCAGUGCCGCUGUCACUGCUGGUGUCGCCAGCGCUGGGGCGUUGGGUGUUUUUUGAAAAGCGAAACGGUAGGUGCUGGCGGUGGACGAAGGUCUCCACGGCCACCGACUCUCGCGGGCCCCCAUACGAAACAGAAGCUGAAGGGCUACAGGUAGUGAGUGCACUGUUUGCCGUGCGCAUUCUCCCCUACACCCGUGUUUGUGUGUGUGUGUGUGUGUUUGUGUGCCGUGUGUGGUCGCUCCCCCCCAUACCGUGUGUGUGUGUGUGUGCACGCGCGGAAUAGUUGACCGUUUUCGCUCGUUUGGUCUCGUUAAGGGCGGCUCUGUUGUGUGUUGGUGGCCUCCCGCUUUGUGGCGCGUUGUCUGUUGUUCUCGGGCCAAGAGCGAAAGUUGCAGCGCCCCAAGCGUCUCCGGAGCGAUUCGUGAAGACACCUCCCCUCCCUCUCCCCUACCCCCUCUCCCAGUGUGCGUGUGUGGCCAGGUUUGGCUUUUCUUAACCCGCUCCCCCCAUCCCCCGAUUCGGAAUUGUUAUCUCUAAUUCCGCAACGAAAAACCCCACCCCAGCGCCCCGGGAACAUGUGUGUUUUGUGUUUGGUGGUUCGGUAGAGUGCGCGCGUGUGUGUGUGUGUGUACGCUUCCACUUUCUUCCUCUCAACCUGUUCAAUCGCAUCCCGCCCGUUUGUGGGGCUUUCCGCCCAUAAUUGAAACCAACCAUCACCCCGUGACAAAGGGUGUGCGGGGGGGUGGUCGGAACGGAUCACAAGUGACCGCGGGCGCCCGCACGCGCGCCAGCGUGUGUGUGUGUGUGUGUGUGUGAGUGUGGAGGGAAGAAACAGAGAAGGCAGGCAGGGAGAGGCAAAGCGAGCGGUAAUCAUUUGUUGCUUCAACACUACAAUCAACCACCUCCCCCGUGUGGCACCGCAACGCAAAACGACAAGGUCUCCGUCGCUCGCUCGCUCUCGCUCUCGCUCUCUCCUCUGUCUCUCGCACUGCAUUACCGCCGAGGACUUGUCUUGUCCCCUCCUUGCCGAGGAAGGUGUUUCGAUGAAGAGCAAAACAUUAGCGCCACACAAACGUCCCGCCGCCAUCGACCAACCCAAUCAGCCGACGGUUCAAGCAGCCGCAGCAGCUGCUGUAGCAGGAGGACGAGGAGGAGCAGGAGUAGGAGCGGCAACCCGGUGCGACCGCACGCAGCCGUGGCCACUGGUUGGUGUGGCGCCGCACGGGAGCCACAAGACGAUUUUUUGAGCGUAUUAUCGAUUAAAAGCUACAUCCAGCACUGAACGAGUCACAUUCAAACUCCCCCCCUCCCUUUGCCCUGCGCUGUUGCUUAUCUGUUGCAUCAUGAUAGCGGAAUUGGGUCCGGACCAACGCGGGCGAAACACACUGCUCCAGCAGCGACACCAGCAGCGACCAACGUGGACCAUAUCCUGCGACCCGGUGGCACUGUAGAGGAGCCGUGCCGUGUGAUCCGGAGAUAAAGCAGCACAAAGAACACAAAAAACGAAUUCCCAACCUCGGUCGAUCAGCCUUGAGCGCCGCUCCAUUCAAACAUUUACCAACAAGGAUAAAGCUUCGCCGCACCAACGAUCAGCCAUAAUGUCGGAUACGGCCUCCAACUAUCGUACGUCGACCUCGUUCACGACCAUGCCACCGGUGCUGACGGAAAGCCAGAAGGGCUCGGUGGAGGACAUCCAGAUCUCGCUCGCACCGUACAUCCAGUCCUAUCUGAGCCAAACCGGGCGACGCCACUCGUGCUGCAGCGUGAUGCUGCCGGUCGCGUUCGAGCGGGCCGCCCCCCGGUCCUGGUGCGAUCCGCGCUUCGACUCGCCGGUGCUCGAGGGCCAGUACCAGGCGAGCGUGUUUCCCCAGCUGCGCCUCAAGUUUCGCUUCGCGCUCUUCUACAUCCUGCUCUGCUCGCUCGUGUGGCUGCUCUACUUCUUGUUCGACGGGGGCCCGACCAGCUUCACCCUGCUGACCGUGUCGAUCGGGCUGAUCUUUCUGUUCGCGCUCGCCGGCCUGUGGGUGACGCGCACCGACCUGUACCGGGCCCACACGCACCUGCUCUCCUCCUGCUGCGCCGUGCUGCUCUGCCUGUUUUCCCUCUGCCUGCUGCUGCUGACGCGCGAAGCGCUCAGCCCGCUCGGCCACUUUUCCAUCUGCAUCGAGAUCGUGAUGCUGAUCUACACCAUCAUCCCGCUGCCGCUGUGGCUCUGCUGCACCAUCACCAUGGCGUACUCGGUCUGCUUCGAGGUGCUCUCGUUUCUGCACCAGACGCACUACGACUACAACUCGCGGCCGGGCGACCAUCCGACCGUGUCGCCGCUCGCCGCCGGCAUCACCACCGCCGCCCGGCUGCUCGCCGAGGAGGUGGCGGUCGCCGGGUCCGACCAGCGGCAGCAGCAGCACCACCAGCACCACCACCACCACCAGACGGGCGACUCGUUCGUGUACAAGAUCGUGCUGAUCCGGGUGCUGAUCCAGCUGUGCGUGCACCUGAUCGGCAUCCAGAUACUGAUCAUGACGGUGGUGCGGAUGCGCGGCACGUUCAUGAAGGUCGGCCAGAACCUGCUCGUCCGCCGGCAGCUCGAGAUGGAGAAGCAGCUGAAGGAGAAGAUGAUCCACUCGAUGAUGCCGCCGAAGGUGGCCGAUCUGCUGCUGAAGGAGAGCGGCAGCGUGCCGAAGGGCACGAGCUUCGACCAGUAUCCGGCGCCGGGCGGGCGCCGCACGACCCCGUCCGACCUCAAGUCGCUGUUCCGCCCGUUCCACAUGAACCGGAUGGAGAACGUGAGCAUACUGUUCGCGGACAUUGUCGGCUUUACGCGCAUGUCGUCGACCAAGACGGCCGAGCAGCUGGUCGAGAUACUGAACGAUCUGUUCGAGCGGUUCGACGACCUGUGCCUGGUGAACGGGUGCGAGAAGAUAUCGACGCUCGGCGACUGCUACUACUGCGUGUCGGGGUGCCCCGAGCCCCGCCCGGACCAUGCGAUCUGCUGCGUCGAGAUGGGGCUCGGCAUGAUCGAGUCGAUACGGGUGUUCGAUGCGCAGCGAAACGAGGGCAUCAAGAUGCGGGUCGGUGUGCAUACGGGCACGGUACUGUGCGGGAUCGUCGGCACCAAGCGGGUCAAGUUCGACGUGUGGAGCAACGACGUCACGCUUGCUAACCGCAUGGAGUCGAGCGGGAAACCGGACCAGGUGCACGUGUCGGAGGAAACUUGCGGCUUCCUGGGCGAUUCCUACAUCAUCGAAGAGGGCGAGGAGGUGGACGGCCACCGGACGUACUUCGUGCUCGGCAAACGGCUGGACCUGGUCGGCUCGAUCACCGAGGGGCUGUCCAGCAUCGGGCUGCCGGUCGACCUGAACCUGCUCGGCGCGUCGUCCCCGUCGCCGCUGGACGAGCUGCGCGACUACGCGACCAGCGAGGAGCACCCGGAAAGCUCGUGCCUGUCGCGCAGCGCCACCAACCUGUCCAGCAUCCAGCCGGCCGUCCCGCCCGCCUCCCCGGCCGGGCCCGUCUUUUUCUCCUCGCUGCACGCGUCCCCCGUCUCGACGCCGCGGCCCCGCAUCGCGUCCCUCACCAAGAUGACCAAGUUCCUGCGGUCGGCCGUCAGCAAGGGGGACGGCGGCGGGCGGCUGCUGAACGCGGGGCGCACCCCGCCCGCCCCGCCGCCGGUGGUCGAGAAGCCGAAAAUCAUCAUCAGCACCAAAUCGAUCUCAAACGGUUUCGAUUCCGACGACGACGAUGACGACGGUGGCGAUGGCGGUGGCUGCAACGAGGAUGACGAGCUGGUGCGAAUGGGUGGUGGGGCGGGUCGUGGCAGGGCGCGAUCACCGGCCAGCCCGCGCCAAUCGAUGACGCAGGAGGCGCCACCGCCCACGACGCUGGCGAUGCUCAACGAGCGAAGAAAGCAGGAGGGAGGUGGUGAGGCGGGCGCGGCGCAGCGCAAGCCACCGGGCAGGGUGCUGAAGGUGGGCGCGCCCGAACCGGACUGCGGCAGAAUCUGUGAUAGUAGCAAGAGCUGUGACGACGAUGUGCCAUGUAUAGAGCGGAUGGGCAGCAGCAGCAGCAAUAGCGCCAGCAAUAACCAGAACAUCACCAACGGGUGCUACCAGCACGUGCCGAUCGUGAUCGUGACGCCGCGCCCGAGCUGCCACACGCUCGACGUCGCCAACGGCGGUACCGCCCCGCCCGCAUCCAGCGCACCGACCGCGAGCAGCAGCUGCAGCGCGGGGCGGUCCCGUGACUGUGGCAAGGGACCAACGGUGGGGGAGAAUCCGCACGCCAGCCAAGGCUCCGUGUUUGACGAGAUCAUCGACGUGCGGUCGUACAUUUCGCAGUCGCGCAGCGACAUUUCGCCGUUCGCCCGCACCGGCAGCUACCGCUCCCAGGCGGACCGUUCGUCCAUCAUCCACGAGAUCGCGCUGUCGGCGGGUGCGCCCGGGGGCAGCAACAGUGGCACGUUCGGGCGACCCCGCAGCUCCACCAUCACCACCACGCACCAUCAUACGUGCAGCGAGGCGCACCAGCACGUCCGGCACGGUUCGGUCGUGGUGUGCCCGAGCUCCUCGCGGCUCCUCGGGGCGGACGGCGCGAGCCUCUCCCCAUCGGCGACGUCCCGCAAGGACUCGGGCAUCCGGUCGAACAGCCGGCGGUCCAGCAUCCAGCACCAGCUCAUGCUCAUGAGCCAAACGGUGGCGCUGUCGGUGCAUCGCGUCUCCGGCUACUUCACCAGCUCCCAGUCCAGCCUGUCCGGUGCGAUCGUGACGUCGGCGGCGGGUGUUCCGCCCGCCCACAAACCGAACGGCAGUAUGCGCCCCGGAGCUAUCGGCACUGCUGCCAACAGCGGCGGCGCCGCAGCCGCCGCUCCCGGCUCUCGGUGUUGCAUGGGGUUGAAAGAGCCCCAUCCGGACCCGCUGGCCGCCUGCCUCCAGCAGCUGCGCAAGCAGUCCGACCUGCAGCUGAUCCGCUGCGUGCGCGACAAUGCCCGCUCCCAGCGCAGCUACCUGGUGAAGCCGCCGCUUCUGCCCAUCUCGCUGCGCUUCAAAUCGCGCCCGAUGGAGCAGGAGUUCCGGUCGAAGGCGCACCGGUUCGGCAGCGAGGGCGGCGACCUGCUCGAGGGCGGCAGCCCGCCCACGCUCGCCACCCCGAAGUACAACACCUACAUCGACAUGCUCGUGUCGUUCGUCGUCUACCUGGCGACCUCGACCUCGCUCUUUCUGCUCUCGCCCUCGGUCUAUCUCGAGUCGUACAAGGUGUGGGUGUGCAUCUUCGUCUUCUUCAGCACGGUGCAGCUGUUCGCGCUGUUCAUCUGCACCAAGCAGGUGUGCCGGCGGACGCGCAAACCGACGGUGCGGCGGUCGCGCCCGGUCGCCACCCGCAGCUGCUACGACUGCCUGCUGCAGCUCGCCUCCGCCUGGUACCCGUGGCACAUCUGCGGCGGCAUCCUGAUGUCCCUGCCGGUCAUCUCGAUCCUGUCCAACUUUGCGAUGAUGGACGUGACCAAGUUCCGGGUGUUUGAGUUCCACUACGGCUUCCUGAUGUACAUCUGCAUCGUGCACUUCUGCAACUUUACGCAGCUGAACUGGUGGAUGCGCAACGCGAUGGCGUGCAUCACGUCCGCCGCCUUUGUCGGCAUUGCCGUCGGCCAUAUGGUGGAGCUGCAGGCACUGGAGGUGGCCACGGCGGCGGCGGCCGCGGCGGCGACACUCGGUGCGAACGGGACGGCACUGCUCGCUGCGGGCGGCGGCGACGGCGGCAAUGAAAUGCUCCAUCGCGCACAGUUCGAUUGGUUCAACAACUACCGGGUGGAGAUUUACGUCGAUCUGCUGCUGCUGCUCGUGCUCGUCUGGUUCCUCAACCGGGAGUUCGAGAUCGGCUACCGGCUCAGCUUUCACGGCAGCGCGGUGGCCAACCAGGACAAGAUCCGGGUGCAGAACAUGAAGAACCAGGCGGACAUGCUGCUGCACAACAUCAUCCCGAAGCACGUGGCGGAGCAGCUGAAGAACACGGCCAAGUACUCGGAGAACCACCACAACAUCGGCAUCAUCUUCGCGAGCAUCGUCAACUUCAACGAGAUGUACGACGAAUCGUACCUCGGCGGCAAGGAGUAUCUGCGCGUGCUGAACGAGCUGAUCGGCGACUUCGACGAGCUGCUGGCCCGGCCCGAGUUCCGCUGCGUGGAGAAGAUCAAAACGAUCGGCAGCACGUUCAUGGCGGCGUCCGGGCUCGAUCCGAGCAGCCGCGGGGAAACGUACGAGCAUCUGUACACGCUGCUCGACUUUGCACUGGCCAUGCAGCAGGUGGUGGAGUCGUUCAACCGCGACCUGCUCGAGUUUAACCUGAUCAUGCGCGUCGGCUACAACUUUGGCGACGUGACGGCGGGCGUGAUCGGCACGAGCAAGCUGUACUACGACAUCUGGGGCGACGCGGUGAACGUGGCGAGCCGGAUGGACUCGACCGGCGUGGCGGGCCGGGUGCAGGUCGGUGCCGACUGCAUACCGGUGCUCGGCGAGCGGUACGACUUCGAGCCGCGGGGGAAGGUGUACGUGAAGGGCAAGGACCAUAUGGAAGUGUACCUGCUGGUUGGCAAGAAACCGGACCUACUGGGACCACCAGAACUAGAUAUAGAUCCCGUCUGAGCACAAUGGCGCCAUCGCUUUUUUAUUAGUCAUUUACAUACCAUUCGCGCGGGGAGAGUGCUGGCGAAUGGCAAGGGGACGCGAUGUGUCUGGUACAUCGAAACGAUAUUGUUUUGUUUUUAAUUGCGCGAGCGCAAACAGCCGCGGAAAGCAACCGAAAUAGCUAAGUAGGCAAAGGAUAAUAGCUAAAACGAAAUUGAAGGUACAACCGCAUCAACGCAAACGGGUGCGCAAAAGCAAACUCCUCUAGGCUAGGUCGAGUAAGCGAUGUCCAGUGUAGGGCGAACGGUGUAGGUAAGAAACCGCUGAUCAUUAAUCUCUACGGUCUCGAAAGGACAGUGGCGAAACGAAGUACGGACAACGGUGGGACGAGUACUGCACUGCACUAAUGUAAACGGAUGCACAAGCUACAAGCACGAAGGGUGUACACGCGCGCGAUUACGAUGACGCGACGAGUUUGACAAGAACUUUACGAGUUCGCUACAACGUAUAGGACGAGCCGCACGGCAAUAUAAGAGAGGCGGUGGCGUAGACAUUUUGUCCAUAACAAUGGCUCCUCGUCCAUUGAAGACUCAAGAGGAAGCUCUACGAAAUGGUUUCUCAAUGCAGCUGACCAAUCAUCUACGCCGACUAUCCUCCAUCCUUUAUAAAAAGUACACAGUGGUACGUCACGAGGACAUUGCGUUUAACCCUGCCUACAACCACACCUGCAUUCCUUCUUGUUAUGUGUGUGUGUGUCUGUCUGUCUGUGUCGCUUCCUGGGUGUGCCUGCAAACGAACAAAAGGAAUUAGUAGUGCAGCGCUUGCAUAUGUUACUUGUGUCACUGUCGCGAUCUUUGUCGUGCUGUCAGCUGACAGUUACACUAUCUGUGUUAGUUCCACUAUCUGUCACUAAAGUAGAGAAGCGCUUCGAUACCACUGCGAUGCAGGAUGUCUGUUUUUGUUUUGUUAUUUGCCACGGAUUUGCUAGUAAUGAAGGUAGACAGAGCGAACAUCUCCUGACAGAUGAUAGAAGCGUCUGGGGAUAGUAAACAAAACGCGCCAAGCAACAACAACAGGAAAACAUAACUGGUAACACUAAAACAACAGCAACCCAAGGAUACUACGUACGUGCCUUCUCUCUUUGGACUAAUUAUACUUUAACUUACUUCCCUGCGCUGUGUUGGGGCGGGCGUGUGUUUGCUGCGUACGCGCACGAACCCAACUUUUUCUAGUCCCUUUUGCGGAAAAAAGGGGGAAGAUGAUUGUGCAUUAGGAUGGAUUUCAUACGGGAAAAAGGCUCCAUAGGGAGAAGAACAAAUCAAAGGAAAAAAAGGAAGAAAACACAAACAAAAGUGCGAAUCUUGCUCUGUAACACAGGUUAAAUUUAAACGUUUUUUUUGCAAUAUUUAGUUUAAGAAUCGAUUUCUCGAUAUUAUAGCGUCGCUGGAAGCGCGAGCGAUAGGAAAAAAUGAAAUGGACAGGGGAGGGGGGGGAACCGGUGGCCCAAAAAGGGCAAAAGUAGAGGUCGACUCUGCGCCUUUCGCCGCCGGUCCCGGACGUGCCAACCGGUGUUGUACAUAGUUUCGUUGCGUUUAAUCGUUUUUGCUUAGUAAUUUAUGAGCUCCCCGGGCCGGGAUUAUUUUAAACUGGCGGGUGGCAAAUGGAUAUUAGUCGAGUUGGACGUGUGUGUGUGCGCACCGCCACUGUUGAACCGUUUUUUACUCGUCGCCUGUAAAGAUUUCAAUCUAUUCUAUUCUUGCCAAAAUGAACGAUGACGGUGGUAGUAGCUGGGUAAGGCUUCGUACGUGCGUUUUUUGUUUGUGUUUUAACCAUUAAAUGCCAUUGCUGUUACGUAUAUACGCUACAAACAACAUAGAUAUACACCACACUAAACGUUUAAAAAUA